Ipomoea nil (Japanese morning glory) is the source of this 5778-nucleotide messenger RNA. RefSeq lists its product as uncharacterized. Gene Ontology annotation, biological process: protein phosphorylation; recognition of pollen. Bases 247 to 5643 code for a protein of 1798 amino acids. The transcript has 17 exons. Lineage: Eukaryota; Viridiplantae; Streptophyta; Magnoliopsida; Solanales; Convolvulaceae. Gene Ontology annotation, molecular function: ATP binding; protein kinase activity. The record is from RefSeq and is a predicted model, not a curated record.
UUCAGGCCCUAGUAUCCCAUCCAAGACAAGGUAUUAAAUUAAUUUUGUAAAAUCAUUAAUCAUGUAUUGUGUCAUUGUUUGUUGCAAUAAUUAUAUUUUACAUAUCCAAAAAAGUAAGAAAAUUUUCAACAAUCUAAGCUAAUUGAGCUUCUAGCAUCACUUAUUUCUGCAUGUGCCGUGCUUCGUUGAAGACUUGAAGUUAUAGAUCGCCGACAGUAAACUGAAAAUCUGGGAAGACAAACAAGAAUGCUCACAACAAAAAUCUUAUUAUCGGCAAUACUUCUUUCAUUUCUAGUAUGCUUUUGCUGUUCCAGAGACACCAUUACCUUCAACCAACCUCUCAAAGAUGGGGAUUUGUUAAUCUCUAACUCGAAAUCUUUUGCGCUUGGUUUCUUCUCCCCGGAAAAUUCUCCGGGAAGUAACCGAUACGUCGGGAUUUGGUAUCAGCAAAUCCCGGGAAAGACAGUUGUUUGGGUUGCUAACAGAGACCUCCCCGUCACCGGCGAAUCCGGAAUCCUCUUCAUCGAUGACUCCGGGAAUCUUGUCAUCCAGGACAAGAGUACCAAUAUUUCUGUCUCGGAAACCAACCAGACUUCUCCGGCGACGGGAACAAAAGCAGCUUAUUCUGCUCGGCUACUGGACACCGGGAAUCUGGUUCUGUAUUAUGACCAGGAUAGAAGGGAGAGUAAAUGGCAGAGCUUCGAUUAUCCGACGAAUACGUUACUGCCUUCCAUGAAACUUGGGGAGGACAAGAAAACCGGCCUGAACCGGAUUCUUCAGUCGUGGAAGUCGUCGGAUGAUCCGUCUAUGGGUCAGUAUGUUUUGGAGCUGGCCAGCGGGGCCGGGGCGGCUCAGGUGUACCUGAAAAGGAGUUGGGGCCAGAUAUGGAGAUCCGGGCCGUGGAACGGAGUUGGGUUUAGCGGCGUGCCGGAAACGGCCCAAGACGGCGUCAAUUUCAGGUGCGCAGAAAAUGAAGACGAAGUCACUCUUACGUAUUCUCUCCGGGACCCGUCGGUGCCUUCCAUGCUCGUGUUGAAUGAAUCCGGGACGGUGAAUUUGGUCACAUGGGGAGGAGACAAUAAAGGAUGGGUCAGUUCAUGGUCGGCGCCGCAAGACCAGUGCGAUUCCUAUGGCCGCUGCGACGCUUUCAGUAACUGCAACCCCGACAGCUCGUCGGGGGUGUUUGAGUGCUCGUGCCUCGCCGGAUUUCAGCCGCUGUCGGAACAAGAAUGGAAAGGGUGCGGGAGGAAUAACGAGACGGAUGUUUGCCGGAACGGCGAGGGGUUCUUGAAGAUGACGGGGGUGAAGAUCCCGGACACUCAAACAGCGGUGGUGAACAGGACGAUUGGGCUAAAAGAAUGUCAGAAUCUUUGUCUAAACAACUGUUCCUGCAAUGGAUUCGCCGGCGCGAAUGUUAGUGAUGGAGGAAUGGGGUGUUUUGUUUGGUAUGGUGAGUUGAAAGAUAUGAGGGAUGUCAGUAAUGGCGGCCAAGAAAUGUUCCUUCGAGUCUCUGCAUCUGAUUUAGCUCGACUUAAGAAGAAAUCAAAAAGGCAUAUUUCCAAAAUUGUCGAAAUCAUUUUGGUUGUAGCUAUUGCAGCAGCAGUGGCUCUUCUGGUCUGUUGCUUGAUUAUCAAAUUGAGAAAACGUAAGAGAAAACAAAUGAAUACUAGGGACCUGAACACAUAUUCAGAAUCCUAUGAAGGGUCUUCAAUGGGGGUAUUUGUAGAUGAAACUGGAUCCACAGAUGUGUCAAUCUUUGAUCUAAGAACCAUUCAAUUUGCCACUGAUAACUUCUCUGCUGAUAACAAACUCGGCCAGGGCGGAUUCGGUUCUGUUUACAAGGGUAAGCUGCCCAAUGAACAACUAGUGGCUGUCAAAAGGCUGUCAAGAACAUCAGGGCAAGGGAUAGAGGAAUUCAAGAAUGAAGUUACACUAAUUGCAAGGCUCCAACACAGAAAUCUUGUGAGGCUUUUAGGAUGUUGUGUUGAACAAGGAGAGAAGAUGCUGGUGUAUGAAUACAUGCCCAACAAAGCUCUGGACAACUUCAUCUAUGAUCAUACAAAUGGGAAGUCUUUAGAUUGGACAAAGCGGUUUGAGAUCAUCUUGGGAAUUGCUCGAGGGUUAUUAUAUCUUCAUCGGGAUUCUAGACUAAGAAUCAUUCACAGGGAUCUGAAAGCCAGCAACGUUUUGUUAGAUGCCUCCAUGAAUCCGAAAAUAUCAGAUUUUGGAAUGGCUAAAAUUCUUGGAGGGGACCAGAACGAAGCAAACACGAAUAGAGUAGUUGGAACAUAUGGUUAUAUGUCACCAGAAUACGCAAUGGAAGGCCACUUCUCGGUGAAGUCUGAUGUCUUCAGUUUCGGUGUUUUAUUGUUGGAGAUCGUGAGCGGAAGGAAGAACAAAAACCCAUACAGACAAACCUCUCUGAAUUUAAUAGGAGAUGUGUGGGAUUUCUGGAGUGAAGGAAUGGCAUUGAACAUAGUUGAUCCAUCACUAGGGGAGUCAUAUGAUAGUCGAAAAGUUUCGAGGUGCAUCCAUGUCGGGCUGUUGUGUGUCCAAGCAUCGGCAAAUGUCAGACCAACCAUGUCAGAAGUGGUAUUCAUGCUAUGUAAUGAAACAAGACUCCCUCGUCCUACUCAACCCGGAUUUAUUCUAUUAAGACAAGAUCAAUCUGCUGGACCCUCCUCUUCAAUCACUGGCAAAAGCCAAUCUGUUAAUAGCAUGACAAUGACUGAAAUCGAUGUCCUCCCAGCAGUGAAAGCGGGCUGUUUUGGUGAUGCUAAAGUCACUUGGUCAUUACUCAACAUGGCAACAACCUCAGACAUAGCGGGUCUAUCUGCAGGGCGUUCUUGUACACAUAAGAGGCCUAUCGCAAUAUAUCUGUCUGGACUGAAGAACCAUGCACUUGCAGUACUGGAUCUAGAAGCUCGAAUGCAAGCAGAGGCUAUCAACUGCAGAAUAUACCGUUGGCAACAAAGGACAUGCAGAGAAAAUGCAAUGUAUGCUGAUCAUGAAACACAAAGGCAUUACUGGAAUCAACUGGAUGGAAGAAUCCCAAUUCGAAUUUUCCUCCUGGGGAGAUUAAACUCUGUAAGGGAGAAAGAGAUUGACCUUAAUAUGGGAAGACAGACAACCGCAACCACCACCUUAUCUCUACUCUUUCUUUCACUUCUCGUAUGCUUGUGCAGUUCCACGGACACCAUUACCUUCAACCAACCUCUCAAAGAUGGGGAUGUGUUAAUCUCUAACGGGACAUCUUUUUUUCUCGGCUUCUUCACCCCCGGGAACUCCGUCGGAAAACGAUACGUCGGAAUCUGGUACCAACACAUCCCCAACCAGAGAGUGGUUUGGGUUGCUAACAGAGACAACCCCGUCAACGGUACAUCCGGGGUCCUCUUUAUCGACCGCGCCGGAAACCUUGUCAUCCAAGACAAGAAGACCAAUGUUUCCGUCUGGAACACCAGUCUUUCUUCUCCGGCCACGGGGACAAGAACUUAUUCCGCUCAGCUACAGGAUACCGGGAACCUGGUUUUGUACCAUGAUAGAAGGGCUAUUACAUGGCAGAGCUUCGAUUAUCCCACGAAUACAAGACUGCCAUUAAUGAAACUCGGGGUGGACAAGAAAACCGGUUUGAACCGGUUUCUCACGUCGUGGAAGUCGUUAGAUGAUCCCGGGACGGGGCAGUACGGUUUCGGGCUGGAACUGAAGGCCGUGCCGGAGGUGUUUCUGUACCAGUACAAAACCGGGGCCCCGGUGUGGCGAGCCGGGUCAUGGAACGGAGUUGGAUUAAGCGGCGUGGCGAAACAGUCCAACAGCUACGUCGCAAACAUCCACUACAUCGAAAACUCCGACGAGGUAACGAUGAUGCACACGCUCCGGGACCCGUCGAUGUUUCUAAUGUUGGUGGUGAACGAAUCCGGGAUGCUGGAUUUGGUUACAUGGCAAGAAGCCGACAAGAAAUGGGUGACGUUUACUUCCGCUCCCAAAGACGUGUGCGACCAUUACGCUCACUGCGGGGCUUUCAGCAACUGCAACCCUUACAAUUCUGGGUUUUUUGAGUGCACUUGCCUUCCCGGAUUUCAGCCGCGGUCUAGCGAGGAAUGGAGAGUCGGCAACGGCACCGACGGCUGCCGGAGGAACAACACGGACGUGUGCCGUAACGGCGAGGGGUUCAUGAAGCUGACGAACCGGAAGAUCCCGGACACCGAUAUAUCGAGCGUGAACAGGGCGAUUGGGCUUGCAGAAUGUGAAGAGAUUUGUUUGAAGAACUGUUCUUGCACUGGAUAUGCCAGCGCGAAUAUCAGCGAUGGAGGAACGGGGUGCAUAACUUGGCAUGGUGACUUGAUAGAUAUGAGGGAGUUCGCGAGUGGUGGCCAAGAUAUGUAUAUCCGGGUCUCUGCGUCUGAUUUAGAGGUUCUUAACAAAUCAAAAGGGCUUCAUGGGAAAACCCUCAUAGUCAUCCUUGUGCCUGUUGCUGCUGCAGUCCUAGUGGUUCUUCUUCUCUGCUGUUUGCUUGUGAAAAUGAGAAAAGGGAAGAAGCAGCAACAACAACAACGCAACAACAGUUCUAGAAACAACCAGUACUCAAACCACUAUGAAGGGUCUGAAAUGGGGAAACAUGUGGACGAAACUGGGUCAUCAGAUCUCUCAAUCUUUGAUCUAAAAACCAUUGAAUCUGCCACUGAUAACUUCUCGGCAGAAAAUAAACUUGGUCAAGGCGGAUUUGGUUCGGUUUACAAGGGCACGUUGCAAGAUGGACAACUAGUGGCUGUCAAAAGGCUGUCAAGAACAUCAGGGCAAGGCAUAGAAGAAUUCAAGAAUGAAGUUACACUAAUUGCAAGACUCCAACACAGAAAUCUUGUGAGACUUUUAGGGUAUUGCAUUCAAGAAGGGGAGAAGAUGUUGGUGUAUGAAUACUUGCCUAACAGAGCCUUGGACAGUUUCAUCUUUGAUAAUACAAAUGCGGUAUUGUUAGAUUGGAAGAAGCGCUUUGAAAUUAUCUUAGGAGUUGCUCGAGGAUUGUUAUAUCUUCAUCAAGAUUCUAGAUUAAAAAUUAUUCACAGAGAUUUAAAGGCUGGCAAUAUUCUGUUAGAUGCUUCCAUGCACCCGAAGAUAUCUGACUUUGGAAUGGCUAGAAUUUUUGGAGGGGACCAAAUUGAAGCAAGCACAAAUAGAGUGGUUGGGACAUAUGGGUAUAUGUCACCGGAAUAUGCAAUGGAAGGCCAUUUUUCAGAAAAGUCUGAUGUCUAUAGUUUUGGUGUUUUAUUGCUGGAGAUUGUGACGGGAAAGAAGAACAAAAAUCCAAAUAACGAAAAAUCUAUGAAUUUAAUAACAAAUGUAUGGGAUUUCUGGAACGAAAAUAGGGCAUUUGAUAUAGUUGAUCCAUCAUUAGGAGAGUGGUAUGAUGAUCGACAAGUUUUGAGAUGCAUCCAUGUUGGGUUGUUAUGCGUUCAAUCAUAUUCAGACGAUAGACCAAUCAUGUCAGAAGUGAUUUUCAUGCUAAGUAAUGAAACCGAACUUCCUCAACCUAAUCAACCGGGUUUUAUAUUCAAACAUGGAAGUGGUUUUCUACCCUCAACUUCAACGAGUACUCUCGAAAACCAAUCUAUUAAUGACAUGUCGAUUACCAAGAUUGAAGGUCGCUAACAUAUAUUACCUACUGAUUAGGUAUGAAAUUAUUGUAUGGCUCUUUUCAAACUUUUUCCGUUGUUGACUUCUUGUUAUUGUCUCAUUGUAUAAUAUGUUUAUUUAUUAGGAGAUGAAAAUAAACUUUUUGUCACA